AAAUACUGUAACUGUGUCAUAUUUCAUUGAAGUGCAGAAAAUGUUACAAUACCAUCUAUAUACUAUACACAGCAAUAUUCUUUUCUUCUGCGGCAUUGAGACUUGGCUUUUCUUCUGCAACAGGGUUCAUGGCGUAUUAUGAUGAAAAUAAAAUAGAAUAAAAUUCUCUUACAUCGUGGUGUACGGAAACAACUAAGAAAACCAAGGAAUAAUCUGUUUGACAAAUGUCAGCCAUUUGUGAACACACUCUAAUGUUUUGAAUCGAGAAUGCCGUUGCGUUGUGAUUUCUGUGUGCGCGGGAAUGAAAGGUGCUGAAAAGCGCUGCUACAAUUUGUUUUCUGGUGUGAUAUCCCUGAUAUAUUUUUUGAUAUAUCUUCACACCGUGAUUAAUGUUUAAUUUUUCAUGUUCGAGAAUUAUCCAUUUCCACAUAGAUAACAAUGGUUCGAGCACAGCGAAAAUGUGUUAAAAUCCGUACAAAUACCACUCGUAGUAUUCCAUGUCAAGACAAUGUGGAUCAAAACAGCCAGAAGGACAAGAAAUUAAAUACUAGGUGGGAAUGUGUAGAUAAAUCUGCAACAGGGAAUAAUUUGGAAAAGGCUGUAGUAUUAUUGGAAGAUAUUGCAGUUCAUUCAUCACGUGUUUCAAAAAGGAACAUAUUGGGUGAUAAAACCAAUCAUUCACCAAUGUCACCUACAAAUCAAAAGCCAAGGAAGUUUAACAGAUCAACAGACCAAAAAAGUCACCAGAAAAUGUCUUGCAACUUACCAGGAAGAAUAACUGAAGGAAGAUCACCCUACAAAUUAUCUGACAGUAGGAAUCAACAUUCUGCUAAAAAAUCUCUUUUGGGAGUGUUAUCGUCUGAGGAAAAUCUUCAGAAUCAGCCAAAAUCAUCACAAUUCUCUGACAAGUGUAUCUAUACAAAAGUACAAAGAGAGACAUUGAGGAACAAAAAUAUGCCCCGUGAAGAGAAAUUGGCUCAGUACGACUUUGAAAUUGAUGAAAAUGAGCCUGUAGUGAAAAAGAAAAAAAAGAGAAAUGUUACACGUAGGAAGAAAGUUAAGUCCAAAGAGGUAUAUUAUCCUCCAUCAAAAGUUUUCCAAAAAAUAUUUCAAGCUGGUGUCGAAGAAGCUGAAGAGAAAAUUAAGGGAAAACCGAAAGAUGCAGCAAACGCAAAAUCUAAAUUUGAUUUUUUCUGUGAAGAUAACUGCACAGAUCAGACAAUUGGCUGUGAAGUCCAAGGUAAUUCGUUGCCUCCUCUUGUGCGUCCAUCCAACAGGGAAAUUUCGAGAUCUUUUUCUGAAAAUGUAUCUCCUGAUGGAAGGCCAGAGAGUCAGAUUGAGAAGAGGAAUGUUGGAUCAGGGAAAGUUAACACUGAUGCAAAUAUCUCCAAGCCUAAUAUAAGUUUAUGUGAGAAAUCUAUUCCUAAUUUGGUUCAAGGUGUUAGUGUAGUUUCUUGUACUUCAAAAGUAAUGCCCACUGCAGAAAACAGGUAUAAUAAUAAAAGUGACUUAUUCAAAUCUCCAAAUCAACACUUGGCUUCAUCAUUUGGUAACACUGUUUCAACUCCUGUGGGGAACAAUGUUAAAGAUGCCAGAUUUUCAUUGUCAGAAGUAACUUCUACAUCAACUCCUGCCUUCCAAAGUACUCCACUGAACAGUAACUCCCAAGCAGCAAUGAAUGCCUCCCAUUUUGCGAAUGAGUGUUCUAUGAACCAUUCUGUUAAUUGGAUUAAGAGAGUUUCUUUUGUACCUCGUGAAAGUGGCGGUUUUAAUAAUUCAUGUGAAAAUGUGGUGGCAGAAGACUGGAGUGUUGAUAAUUGUUUUGGUUUUGAUGAUGGUAGUGAAGAACCUGUUGAGUUAUCACCACCUAGAGACAUUUCUUCAAAGCAAAGAAUGAGAAAUAAAUUUCCAAUGAACAACGCUAACUCAUUUUCCAAUAAAAGGAAGUACCAACUUAAGAAAAAGGAAACUGAAAUUUCUCCUGUAGUUAAAAGGAAGUGUGGGUUAACUGCAUUAGUUUCACCUAAUAAGUCAUUCAAACUUGGUAUCACAGAUAAAAGUUCUUCUUCAGGAAUUGAUAAAUCUAAUGCAAGCAUAAAUACUUCAACACAGGAAUGUUCAGAAAGAGAAUUAGAUACUUCAGUAAUUGGAAAACCAUCCUCUGUAGUUGCGGGACUGUCACCAUUUUCAAAAUCUUUGAAGCAGACAAAAUUGGAUUUUCUAGCUGUCGAAUCUAAUACUUCUACCUAUGAGACACCUAAAAAAGAUGAGGAAUCUCCUUUACUAUUCAAAGAUCUAGAUAAAACUCCUAUUCAUUUUAAAGAGCCUGCUCGAAGGUCAUAUGUGAGAUCAGUUCGGAAAAAACUGAAACGUGUGGGCUGUGAGUGGAUUGAAAUUGACAGUGAAUCAGAAGAAGCGGGCGAAAGUUCUCACCACUCUUCUCCAAUAAAACGAAAAAAAGUAAAAUUAAAUAAAAAUGAAGCAAAAGAAGCAAAUAAAUGGAUGAAAGAUUUUAAUCGCCAGUGUGAAGAAAUUGAAGGUUUUGAGUUAUGUGUGGAGAAUUGAAAAUAGUUCGUUCCUGCAAAACUGGAUAUGUGGACUUAAACAUACAUCUAUCUUGUGACAUAAAAAUAUAUCAUGACUGAUGUUUAAUUUUAUAUUUGUUUAAAAAUAAUUAAUAAUUAUUGUGCUUCAAUAUUUGAUAGUAUUUCUGUACAUGUUUUGACAAAGAAUGAAGAGUUAAUGUAGAAAUGAGUUAUUUAAGUUUAGAGUAUUUUUUUCCAGAAAAUCAUGUAAUAUUAAUUUUCAACGGAUUUUUCUCAUAAUUAUUGAAGCAUUGGUAAGUUUUUUUUUGUACAUUAUUUAGCGAACCGAGUGUUCCAUUAAAAGAAUCAGAGUUCAAAAUAACUUUUAGAAGUUAUUUUUAUUCAUAUUUUUAUAAUAGUUUGGAAACAAAAUACAUAUGAAUAAAAAUGACUUUUUUUAUUAUUAUUAAACAAAAUUACGCAAAUGCAAAAACAGUGGUGAAGAUGUUAUUGGUUUAUGUAAGUUCUUAUUUCUGUGAAUGGAAGAUAUGUUAUAUUUGUAAAUAUUAUCUUUGUACAGUAUUUUUUAUAUGAUAAAUGUAUCAAAAUAUUUUUUAUAAGGCGUGAAAUAAUAGUGAAAAACCUUUUCUUUCCUUCACUGAAAAGACUUGUGUUGCACGUUAAUAAGAAUGUUUUGAAGAAUCUAAUCUAAUUAUUUUUAAAGACUUGUCUAUAAUGAGAAUAUGGAGGAUAAGUAAAUCCUCUCAGGAAUAAGUAUUUUCUCUCGAACAAUUUUGUUUGAUGACCAGAUGGAAAAUAAAUGAACAGAAAGUUCUUUUGGUCAUAAACAGAUCUGAAUUUCUUCAGAAAGGAACAGAUCUUUUGAUAUAUUGACUACUACUACUACUACUAUUAUUAUU
This is a messenger RNA of Gryllus bimaculatus (two-spotted cricket), 3445 nucleotides long. The record is from the annotation of a GenBank genome assembly. Lineage: Eukaryota; Metazoa; Arthropoda; Insecta; Orthoptera; Gryllidae.